Penicillium atrosanguineum is the source of this 1647-nucleotide messenger RNA. Its product is annotated as acyl--CoA ligase. Gene Ontology annotation, biological process: secondary metabolic process. NCBI's taxonomy places the organism in Eukaryota, Fungi, Ascomycota, Eurotiomycetes, Eurotiales, Aspergillaceae. The record is from RefSeq and is a predicted model, not a curated record. Gene Ontology annotation, molecular function: CoA-ligase activity. The transcript is spliced from 5 exons. The coding region runs from base 1 to 1647 and encodes 548 amino acids.
AUGAUUUUCGAGCCGGCCGAACGAAUUUUGCUCCCUACCAAGGACAUUCUGUCCUACAUAUUUGAUGAUCCGCCCUAUGAUCAAAAUCAGCCAAUCUUUAUCGAUAUUCGAGACCAGUCACGCUCGAUCUCGUGCAAUCAAGCCCGGAAAUUGAUACGCCUUCUCAUCUCGGGGUUGCGCGCGUCCGGCUUCCGCAAAGGAGACUGUGUUCUUAUCCAUUCUUUCAAUGACAUCAACUAUAGCAUCCUAGUCCUGGCGAUCAUCGGGGCUGGGGGGGUGUUCACGGGCUCAAAUCCGGCAUACACACCAAACGAACUUGCGCAUCACAUCAAGGCUUCCGAGAGCAAGUUUCUAAUCUCUGAGCCCGAAAUAUUAAAACCGCUACUUGAUGCUGCGCAGCAGACUGGAAUCUCGAAAAAAAAUGUUUGGACAUUUGAUAACUUGGGACAGGAAAUCCCAAAUGGCAUGAAAUCCUGGAAGGAGUUGUUGAAAUUCGGUGAGGAUGACUGGGUUAGAUUUGAUGACUUGGAAAGUGCCCAAACAACAACUGCCGCGAGGCUAUUUAGCAGCGGAACCACUGGUCUUCCAAAAGCAGUUACAAUUACGCACUUCAAUUUGAUUGCACAGCAUGAGCUUGUUCUUGGUGCGAACCCGCGACCGUAUCCUAUUUCCCGUAUCAUUGCAGUUCCUGUCUUCCAUGCCUCCGCAGCACCAGUCACUCAUAUAUCCACUCUAAAGGCCGGAUCCGUGGCGUACAUGAUGCGGCGAUUUGAUUUGGAGCAUUUUUUGACAGCGGUAGAGAAGUAUAGUGUAACCGAUCUGGCUAUGGUGCCACCUAUAGUGAUUGCAAUCUUGAUGUCACCAUUAUCUCGGAGACGGCCUUUCCUCAAAAAGGUUAAGCUUGCCGCUUGUGGUGCUGCCCCGUUGGACAAAGACGUACAAGCACGUUUUAGAAUGCUUAUGAGUGAAGAGGGCCCAUUCAACCAGGUAUGGGGUAUGACGGAGACAUCAUGCAUCGCCACAAUGUUCCCAUUCCAGGAGCAUGAUGAUACUGGGUCUGUGGGGCGACUCAUCCCAAAUUUGGAAGCCAAACUGGUUGACGAUGAUGGGAAGAAUAUCUCGGCCUACAAUGUACGCGGUGAACUAUGUGUUCGUGGACCUACAGUUACGCCGGGUUACUACAAAAAUCCCGAAGCCAACGCGCUUUCCUUUGAUUCAACCGGAUGGUUUAAGACAGGCGACAUCGCAUACUGUGAUCAAACCACCAGAAAGUGGUACAUAGUUGAUCGGAAGAAGGAGCUGAUCAAAGUCCGUGGAUUUCAGGUUGCACCACCUGAAAUUGAGGCUGUGCUCCUAUCUCAUCCAUCCAUUGUCGAUGCAGCAGUCAUAGGUGUCACCAUUCCGGGUGCAGAUACCGAGUUUCCUCGUGCCUACAUUGUGCGUCGUGAAGGAAAAGGGCUUGCACUAACGGAAGGGGAGGUACAGAAAUAUGUCCUGGAGCGCCUUGCUCGCUAUAAAGCUUUGACUGGUGGUGUGAAAUUUGUUGGCGCUAUCGCCAAAAAUCCCAGUGGUAAGAUUUUAAAACGUGUUCUAAGAGAAGAUGCCAAAAUUGAGAUAGAGGCUGGCCUGAUUAAACCCCGUAUUUAA